AUGUCCGAACAACCUAAGUGGCUAAGCGCGCCGCAUUCAGCGCAGACGGUUCGGGUUCGACUUAUCGAGGAGAUCGGGACGCUGAGCCUUCCGUCGGCAUUGUUUCUGGACCCAGUUUCAGAAGGUCACGAAGUCACGAGCGGACCGGCCUUGGCGUUUCUGAUUGAAAACAAGACUUUGGGAAAGAUGGCUCUCUUUGACCUGGGCAUCCGGAAGGACUGGUGGAACCUGCCACCGAACGUUCGAGAUUCGCUUGCCUUUUGCGUCGGCGUCAAGGUGGAGAAAGGUGUCCCUGAAGUACUGAGAGACGCUGGCAUAUCGCUGCAAGAUAUCGACGAUAUUAUCUGGAGUCACUCACACCUCGACCAUAGGGGAGAUGUAUCGCUCUUCCCACCAACCACGACUCUGCAUUAUGGGAAAAAAUUGGCGGCCUUGAAGCCUGAAUCUACGGGUGCGGCAGAAGCUGUAUUCUUAGCGUCGGAUUUCGCUGGGCGUCCUAACAAGGAGGUCGACUUCAGCGAUUCCACCUUUACAAUUGGCGGCUUUCCUGCGCUUGAUUUCUAUGGUGAUGGAUCAUUUUAUCUUCUUGAUACUCCCGGCCACGAUCAUGGUCAUAUAAGUGCUCUGGCUAGGACCACUAGCACAGCCGCGGGACAAGAGAAGGAUACUUUUAUUCUCCUAUCUGGAGAUGCUUGUCAUUUCUGCGGCGUCCUGAGACCAAACGCUUCGCAUCCGUUCCCAAGCCGCGAGUUUCCCGACAACGGUGUUGGACUUGCAGGCGUCGAAAGACCCGAAGUGCUACUAAUGCGCCAUCCCCAGUUCCCUCAAUUUUCAGAUGGGAGGGAUUUGGUGAACGAAGCGGCUCGUACCACAGCAUGGUACCGUGUUUCAAAAGGCCAACUCUCUACAUUCGUAGAUCCGGUAGUGGGUCAAGCCACAGCAGAUCGUCUGAGAGAAGCGUUUGAUGAAGCCAACAAUGUUUUUGUUGCCCUAGCUCACGACACGAGUCUCCUUGUACAUGUCAACGGAACGCCUCUGCUGCCCACGCUCAACAAAGCUCCGCAGGAAGACCUGAAUGGCUGGUAUCUGGAAGGUUGGAAAGAUCGGCUUUACUGGACUUGGACUGACCAGCUGGGUAAGACAGAUGGGAAUGGAAAAGUAGAUGCCCCAAAGCCGCUGGUAGUGGGAUUUUGGAUGCAUGGGGUGAAGUACGACAAAGUCCAGGAGGUGAUUGAACAUGCAUAG
Messenger RNA from Trichoderma citrinoviride, 1245 nucleotides. RefSeq lists its product as hypothetical. NCBI's taxonomy places the organism in Eukaryota, Fungi, Ascomycota, Sordariomycetes, Hypocreales, Hypocreaceae. The transcript has a single exon. The coding region runs from base 1 to 1245 and encodes 414 amino acids. The record is from RefSeq and is a predicted model, not a curated record.